This is a messenger RNA of Beta vulgaris subsp. vulgaris (sugar beet), 1167 nucleotides long. RefSeq lists its product as uncharacterized. Lineage: Eukaryota; Viridiplantae; Streptophyta; Magnoliopsida; Caryophyllales; Amaranthaceae. The coding region runs from base 1 to 1167 and encodes 388 amino acids. The record is from RefSeq and is a predicted model, not a curated record. The transcript is spliced from 3 exons.
AUGUCUGAAUUACAGGCUGGUGGAGGAAGCUCAGCUACUGGUGCUGGGGAGACAAGAGUUAGGGAGCAGAAUGCAAGUAAGGUGCAAAAGAAGCUUGGUAAAGAGUGGGUGUGGGUUAACAACUACUCUCAUUCCACAAGGGGGAGAAUAUGGAUAGGUUGGAGACCUGGUUGGGUUAAUAUUACAGUUACUCAAGUGCAAGAGCAAUUUAUGCAUCAGGACCCUAUGAUAAUAAUAGGGGAUUUUAAUGCUGUUUGCAAUGCAAAUGAUAGACUUAAUGGCACUUUGAUCACUGAUGCAGAAACUGAAGACUUUCAGAAUUUCUUACUGCAAUCUAGCCUUAUUGAGUCUAAGAGUACUGGAGCAUUUUACUCUUGGUCAAAUAGCAGUGUGGGAAGUGAUAGAGUAGUGAGUAGGAUUGACAAAGCUUUUGUCAAUCAAGCAUGGUUGAGUAUGUAUACUGCAGUAGCUGUUGAAUAUUUAGCUCCUGGGGUAUCAGAUCACUCUACACUAAAGUUUGCUUUGAUGGCUGGCAAUGUACAAGGGGGAAGACCAUUUAAAUUCUUGAAUAUAAUGGCUGAGCAGGAGGAUUUUCUGCGCACUGUUGAUAAAGCCUGGUCCUCUGUACAGGGCAGUUCUAGACUUCAAUCAAUUUGGUUGAAACUCAAAGCUGUCAAGAGAGAUUUAAAGGUGAUGAAAAAGCAGAAAAUGGGGAUAGCACAGGACAAGGUGGAAGUGCUGAGACAUCAAAUAACUGAAUUACAGACUCAGGGGGAUUAUGACAGUAAUGCAGAGGCUCAACUCUAUGUCAAAGGCCUGCUGAAGGACCUGAAUCACUGGUCUCAUGUAGAAGAAAGUAUCCUUCAUCAGAAAUCCAGGAUCAACUGGUUAAAACAGGGUGAUGCUAAUACUAAACUGUUUUUUACUGCUAUUAAGGCCAGGCAUGGGCAAAAUAGAAUUGAAUUAAUAGUAGCAGAUGAUGGGAGAAUGGUAAAGGGUGCAGGUGCUAGAAGAGAGGAAAUUUUAGACUUCUAUAAGAAGCUUUUGGGAACAAGAGCCACAAGACUUCAGGGGGUGGAUCUAAAUGUUGUGAGGGAGGGACCAAGUCUCUCUAACCAGGCAAAAGAGUCACUAAUGAGAGUGAUUACAAAUACUGAAAAUGAAUGA